CUCCGAUGCUGAUGUCGACGGACGCCGGACUGCUGCUAUAAGCCAUCAGCAUUAAAACCUUGGCGGAAGUAACCGCGGCGGCGCAGCCUGAUGCAGUCGAGUACUAAGGUAGCAGUAGUCGCGGCUGCGGAGGAUCACUUGGUACUCCGACUACUAGUGCAACGUUGUACCACUUCCAGCAUCACUGUGUGUGGCCUGGGUAUGCAUGCUAGAUCAGGCACUGCCAUCAUCGUUGUGCCCGUGUUCUGCACACUACGUUGAUGUGAGACUCUUUGUUCCUUCAUUAAUCCCUUCUCAGUACGCAGUUUGGCACGGUUGGGGUAUUGAGCGGUCCUCACAAUGUCGUCCUUCUUCUUCUCGGCCCCGGUCGACAUCGACAUCGUGCUCGAUGACGCGGACGAACGCCAAAUGGUCGAUGUCAAACUCGACAAGAACAGACGUGAAAAGGCCCCAUUAUACCUUGACGGCGAAUCCGUGAAAGGCGCCGUCACUAUCAGACCCAAAGAUGGGAAACGGUUAGAACACACCGGGAUCAAGGUGCAGUUCAUCGGGUUGAUCGAAAUGUUCUUUGAUCGAGGCAAUCAUUACGAAUUCCUGUCCCUCGGACAAGAGCUUGCCGCGCCGGGCGAGCUACAACAUCCACAGACUUUCCCCUUCAACUUCAAGAACGUCGAGAAGCAAUACGAAUCAUACAACGGCAUCAAUGUCAAGUUACGUUACUUCAUCCGAGUCACUGUGUCACGAAGAAUGGCCGACGUGAUCCGCGAGAAAGACAUCUGGGUCUAUUCAUACCGCAUCCCACCCGAGACGAACAGUUCCAUCAAGAUGGAUGUGGGUAUCGAGGACUGCUUGCACAUCGAAUUCGAAUACUCCAAGAGCAAAUAUCAUCUGAAGGACGUCAUUGUGGGGAGGAUAUAUUUCCUGCUUGUGAGACUGAAGAUAAAACAUAUGGAGUUGUCCAUCAUCCGGCGGGAGACUACCGGGGUGGCGCCCAACCAAUACAACGAGAGCGAGACGUUGGUGAGGUUCGAGAUCAUGGAUGGCUCUCCCUCGCGAGGCGAAACGAUACCCAUUCGACUGUUCCUCGGAGGCUUCGAUUUGACUCCGACAUUCCGUGAAGUGAACAAGAAAUACUCUGUCCGAUACUACCUCAGCCUUGUAUUGAUUGAUGAAGAUGCUCGCCGAUAUUUCAAACAAUCGGAAAUUGUCUUAUACCGCCAGGCACCAGAGCUGCCACCACCACUAGCGACCGACAGCCCAAGCGUCGGCGGGAAACCACCUGUCCAGCCUCUGCCAGCACCUGCUUGAUUGUCUCUCUUGACACAUUGUACCCGGUUACAUUGUGAACUGUGGAAGUCCUGUCUCUGGAUGUCGCUUGUCUCGGCUAGUCACCUCGACUCUCAAAUACGCGACUACUUGAGGUGCGGCAGGUAAGGAAAUAUUUCCCGCCAAUCACUGUCAGACAUCUGAACCCGAUCCCUAUAUCGACCGGCCAUCGACCAAUUCAGGGGUGGCUCUCCGGGUUACCCCCACCCUUAAUCCUCAGCCGGGGGUCGCCGCGCCGCCCUUGACUGCAUGAAACCAGGGUUGCGCCUCAGGACGCCCGGCGGAAAGACAUGGCAAGAAAACAAACAUUUCAUGCUGGUGCACACAAGUUUAACAUCAGAUCGUUUCGCGUUAGCCGUCUAUUAGGACGAACCAUGAUGCGUUUGGACGGACACGAGCUUACUCUGCAGGCGAAGAUGGCUCUGGUGUUGCCAUGGAAGAGGCACUUUUUCGCCUUCGUUCUAUUCGGACUCCGAUAGUGCUGGUCAAUCAAUAAACCCAUCUUCGUGUCACUUGCUCGUGCGGUGCAUAUCUUUAUGUCUUCAGAGCAGAGGUGCAUCUACACUUUGUAUCAUUUACCAUUCUCCCAUUGGAUCUAUUCAAACCCCCAACCUUCUGCCAAUGUCGUAUGCCAGCGCUCGAGUGACUCCUCA
Messenger RNA from Exophiala dermatitidis NIH/UT8656, 1979 nucleotides. RefSeq lists its product as uncharacterized. The transcript has 5 exons. The record is from RefSeq and is a predicted model, not a curated record. Bases 340 to 1308 code for a protein of 322 amino acids. Gene Ontology annotation, cellular component: retromer complex; endosome. Gene Ontology annotation, biological process: intracellular protein transport; retrograde transport, endosome to Golgi. Lineage: Eukaryota; Fungi; Ascomycota; Eurotiomycetes; Chaetothyriales; Herpotrichiellaceae.